This is a messenger RNA of Laetiporus sulphureus 93-53, 2476 nucleotides long. RefSeq names its product eukaryotic translation elongation factor 2. Gene Ontology annotation, cellular component: cytosol; ribonucleoprotein complex. NCBI's taxonomy places the organism in Eukaryota, Fungi, Basidiomycota, Agaricomycetes, Polyporales, Laetiporaceae. The record is from RefSeq and is a predicted model, not a curated record. Gene Ontology annotation, molecular function: GTP binding; ribosome binding; GTPase activity. Gene Ontology annotation, biological process: translational elongation. Bases 123 to 2438 code for a protein of 771 amino acids. The transcript is spliced from 10 exons.
AGUCUUGCGCCAUCCCUUUCCUCGCGUCGACUGAGUACCCUUCCUUGACCCAGGCGAUCCCUCAGAGGACGUCGCCACCCCAAUUUCUUUUCUGCUCGCCUGUAAAAACUAGUGACAAUGGUAUGGACAAGCCCACCAAUAUCCGUAACAUGAGCGUUAUUGCUCAUGUCGACCAUGAAAAGUCCACUCUCACGGACUCGUUGGUCUCCAAAGCUGGUAUCAUUGCCAGUGCUAAAGCCGGCGAAACGCUUUGGACGGAUACACGACCGGACGAAAAGGAGCGUGGCAUUACUAUAAAGUCGACCGCCAUCUCCAUGUAUUUCGAGGUCGACAAGGAGGAUUUGAGCGCGAUCAAGCAGCAGACCGAGGCCCUGACUGAGCGUAUCAAGCCCGUCGUCAUCAUCAACAAGGUUGACAGUGCUCUGAUCGAGCUGCAGGUUGACAAGGAGUCGCUGUAUCAGUCAUUCCGUCGUACGAUUGAGAGCGUGAACGUCAUCAUUUCGACAUACCACGACGUUGCGCUGGGUGACGUCCAGGUCUACCCCGAGAAGGGCACCAUCGCCUUCGGUUCCGGUCUGCACGGAUGGGGUUUCACCCUCCGCCAGUUCGCGAGCAGGUACGCGAAGAAGUUCGGAGUUGACAAGGAGAGGAUGAUGGCCAAGCUUUGGGGCGACAACUACUUCAACCCCGCGACGCGCAAGUGGACGGCCAAGGGCACUGACGAAGACGGCAAACUUCUCGAGCGCGCAUUCAACAUGUUCGUCCUCGACCCCAUCUUCAAAGUCUUCGAUGCCGUCAUGAAGUCUAAGAACGACACGAUCGAUUCCAUGCUCGAGAAGCUCGACAUCAAGCUUGUUCCGGCUGAGCGUGAGCUCGGGGGCAAGGCUCUCUUGAAAGUAAUCAUGCGCAAAUUCUUGCCCGCCGGUGACUCUCUCCUGGAGAUGAUUGUUAUCAACCUUCCCUCCCCUAAGACUGCUCAGCGCUAUCGUGUUGAGACUCUCUACGAGGGUCUAAUGGAUGACGAGUCUGCUAUCGGUAUUCGUGAUUGCGAUCCUAAGGGAUCCCUCGUGCUCUACGUCUCCAAGAUGGUGCCGACCUCCGAUAAGGGACGUUUCUACGCCUUCGGUCGUGUCUUCUUCGGUAUCGUUCGUGCUGGCCCGAAGAUCCGUAUCCAGGGCCCGAAUUAUGUCCCGGGCAAGAAGGAAGACCUGUUCAUCAAGUCUGUGCCGCGCACGAUUUUGAUGAUGGGCCGUUAUGUCGAGCCCAUCGAGGACUGCCCGGCGGGUAACAUCGUUGGUCUUGUCGGUAUCGACCAGUUCCUGCUCAAGAGCGGUACCCUCACGUCGUCGGAGACUGCGCACAACAUGAGGGUCAUGAAGUUCUCCGUGUCGCCUGUCGUGCAGGUCGCCGUCGAGGUCAAGAAUGCUGCAGAUCUGCCCAAGCUGGUCGAGGAUCUUAAGCGUCUCUCGAAGUCCGACCCAUGUGUCCAGACGUGGAUCUCCGAGAACGGUGAGCACAUUGUCGCUGGUGUUGGUGAGCUCCACUUGGAGGUUUGCUUGAAGGAUCUCGAAGAGGACCAUGCCGGUGUUCCUCUCAAGGUCUCCGACCCGUCGUCCCUUAUCUCGUCGAUUGUUGCGCUCUCUAAAUCCCAGAACAAGCACAAUCGUCUCUACGCCAAGGCGAUGCCGAUCGAGGAGGAGCUCUCGCUCGCCAUCGAGUCCGGCAAGGUCAACUCGCGUGAUGAUUACAAGAUUCGCGCGCGUAUCCUCGCGGACGAGUACGGUUGGGACGUCACGGACGCGCGUAAGAUCUGGUGCUUCGGUCCUGACACGACUGGUCCGAACGUCCUUGUCGAUGUGACGAAGGGUGUGCAGUAUCUCAACGAAAUCAAGGAUUCUUGCGUUGCUGCCUUCCAGUGGGCAACGAAGGAGGGUGCCUGCGCUGAGGAGAACAUGCGUGGUGUCCGCAUCAACAUCCUUGAUGUGACGCUCCAUACGGAUGCCAUCCGCCGUGGUGGAGGACAGAUCAUUCCGACGUGUCGUCGCGUCUGCUAUGCCGCAUGCUUGCUUGCCACGCCCGGUCUCCAGGAGCCCGUCUAUCUGGGGAUUCAGUGCCCGGAGAAUGCGAUUGGCGGUAUCUACAGUGUGCUCAAUAAGCGUCGUGGCCAGGUGUUCUCCGAGGAGCAGCAUGUCAGCACGCCUAUGUUCACGAUCAAGGCAUUCUUACCCGUCGGGGAGUCCUUCGGUUUCAAUGGGGAGCUUCGCUCGCAGACUGGUGGUCAGGCGUUCCCCCAGAGCGUGUUCGACCACUGGGAGACGCUGAACGGAUCUCCCCUAGACAAGGGCAGCAAGAUCGAGGAAAUCGUCAGGCGUAUCCGUGUCCGCAAGGGUUUCAAGCCCGAAAUUCCGCCCUUGGAUACGUACUACGACAAGCUAUAAGAAGGUGUUCGCCAGCAGAAGUUUACUGUUGUGUCAUU